Molecule: messenger RNA, 4965 nt
Organism: Patella vulgata (common limpet)
Lineage: Eukaryota; Metazoa; Mollusca; Gastropoda; Patellidae
Product: TATA-binding protein-associated factor 172
Exons: 33
Coding region: 571-4965 (1464 amino acids)
Molecular function (GO): ATP binding; ATP hydrolysis activity; TBP-class protein binding
Source: RefSeq, a predicted model, not a curated record
AAUGGCUGUCAGUAUAAAUAUGAAUCGCGAUGUGCCCGGAUCAGGAGGAAAAGUUUAUUCACAACUUUCUAUAUAUUAUUUACUGCAAUUUGUUAAAGUCCCGCCUAUAUUUUGCAACUUUUCUAAGUACUGUAUCAGAUAAUAUAAGGUCAAAUACGGUGCUAUUCUGGAUAAUUAAUUGAAUUAGAUGUGGUAAAUUCUGUGUGUGGACAUCACAUCUAUUCUGAAGAAAGACUGAAUGGGCAGGAUUCAGAGAGGACGGACGUAGCUUCGGAACGAAACACAAUUUGAUAUAUUUCACUUAAAGCUUGUGUCAUCGGCCAACAAAAGCCACAUAAUAUAUCUAUUUGAGACCAAAGAGUAAUAUUAUUGUCUUGACAUUGUUCUGGUGAACUUAUUAUUGCCAGGUUGCAGGCCGACAAACUAAAUUUAGGUUUUAUUUUAUUAGGCUUGUCUAAAAAUAGAAAUAGGACACAAAUUGUUACAACAAAGAUUUUCAAAGCUCAAACAAGAGAAGGGUUCCGAAACCGGGCAGAAUAAGGAAUAGACUGGGUUGUAUAGAUCUGGCCUAUGACAACCAGACUUGACCGACUGUUCCUGCUUUUGGAUACUGGAUCUACUCCAUUGAUCCGGAAAUCAGCAGCUGAACAGCUUGGAGAAGUUCAAAAACUUCAUCCUUAUGAACUCAAUAAUUUAUUAUCAAAGGUGCAUGUAUACCUUCGUAGUUCUAAUUGGGAUACAAGAAUUGCUGCUGGACAGGCAGUGGAAGCCAUUGCUAAGAAUGUUCCACAAUGGGAACCAAGAGGUGCUCCAAAAUCAGAAGCAGGAACUGCAGCAGCACAAUGUGCUGGAAAAAUCCUGUUUACCCAGUUUGAUGUUAAUAAAGUUUUAGCUUUUGGUGCCAGUUUACUGGGCUCAGAGGGUGGACAAUAUGAUGUGGUACAGUCUGCCAUAGCUCUAGAUGAUAAAGAACGUUUAUCUCAACAAAGGCAGUUAUUAAAUAAACGUUUAGGAUUAGAUUUAGCUGGUAAUUUAGGUAUAGAAUCAGAUAACUUAUUUAAUGAUGAAGAUCUUCAUAUUGAGAACUUCAAUGGUCAAGUUUCUGGUCAACCUGCUUUCAACAAGCCUGUGGCUGAUUUGGUUAAACAACAGUUAAUGGAUGUAACUAGAGGAUUAAGUGCCAGAGAGAGAAAUCGAGCUAAAAGAAAGGCUAAACAUCUUGCUAAACAGAUCUCUAAAGAUGGAUCAAGUGAGAGUUCAGCUGCAGAUUUAGAUCCCCCUGCCAAAAAAACAAAACAAGACCCUGAAAAUAAUGGUACAUCGAGUGAUAAAACAUUAAUAGAUACUGGUGAUAAUACUCUUAAUCUAGAAGAGAUGGAUGAAUGGCCGUUUGAGACAUUUUGUGAAGUACUGAUGAAUGAUUUGUUUAAUAGUUCAUGGGAGAUUAGGCAUGGUGCUGCUACAGGACUUAGAGAAGUUAUAAAACAACAUGGUCGAGGAGCUAGUAAGUCAAGUGAUACACCAUCAGAUCAGAUGACGGCUGUCAAUCAGAUAUGGUUAUCUGAUUUGUCUCUGCGUCUGCUGUGUGUUUUGGUAUUAGACAGAUUUGGUGAUUUUGUUUCAGAUGAGGUUGUUGCUCCUGUAAGAGAAACGUGUUCACAGAAUCUAGGUGUUGCGUUAAAGUUUUUAGAUGUAGAAGGGGUACAGGGUGUUACAAGUGUUUUAUUACAACUGUUAUCACAGAGUCAGUGGGAGGUACGACAUGGUGGUCUAUUAGGUAUCAAAUAUCUUCUAGCCGUUAGACAGGAUUUAACAGAUGCAUUAUUACCUAUUGUAUUACCAGCUGUAUUUCGAGGUCUACAGGAUCCAGAUGAUGAUGUCCGAGCUGUAGCAGCAGCAGCUUUGAUUCCUGUCAGCGACAAAUUAGUGUUGUUAAUGCCACAACAGACCCCUGUAGUAAUAGAUUGUUUAUGGCAGACAUUGUUAGAUUUAGAUGAUUUAACAGCAUCAACUAAUAGUAUUAUGAUAUUAUUAUCUACUCUGUUAUCUAAACCAUCAACAACCACAACCAGUACAUCUCAAGCCUUAUCCGAACUAACACCAAGAUUGUGGCCAUUUUUUCGACACAAUAUCCUGUCAGUACGUAAAGCAGCUCUAGAAACAUUUUAUACGUUGUUAAAUAUACCAGAUCAACAGCAACCCGUGUCUCAGUGGUUAACACCCAUUUUAUCAGAUGCUUUGCGCCACAUAUAUCAACGUAGUUUAUUGGAAAAUGAUGUGGAUGUAUUAAACCUAGUUCAGAAAGUUUGGUCAGUGUUACUAGAAAAAGCACAACUAGACUACCUCAUUGUUGCUUCAGUGCCUUGGUUAGGAGUAUGGCUCUGCCUUCUUAUGCAACCAUCGAGAACCCCAUUUGAACCAACUUAUUUGUUAGAAGCUAAACAUAAAGUGAGGGAGCAGACUGUAGGAAAGCGUUGUCCAUCAGAUUCUGGACCUAUAUUAGAUAAAGAUAAUCGUGAAUAUAUAGGUGGUGCACAGUCAUUGAAUAAAACUAUAGUUGAACGAGAUAUUGAUGUGAUGAGAUCUAGAAUAGCUGGUACAAAAUUGUUGGGUUUAUUAGCAGGUUACAUUACAAAGCCUGUACCAAAUUAUCCUAAAGAUGCCGAAAAACCGGUUGAUUCACUGAGAAAACUGUUUAUAUUUCAUUUAAAUACUAAAUCGGCUUUACAACGAUAUGUUAUUGGCCAGGUUUUAUAUCAGUGGGCAUUGCUCAAUAAAAAUUGUGAUUGUCCAGAAGAUGUUAAAACUAAGUUAUUGGAAUGUUUAAGUGAGGCUAUAUAUUUUGAUGAAAUAGCUUUAGCUUUUACCAGAAUGCAAUCUGAUUGUCGAGAUUUUAUAGCCUCAUUAAAGCAACAAGGUGUAGAAAUGGAUUCACUUUUUCCUCCUGCAUCUAUCUUAAGUCUUGAUCAAGCAGGACAACUGACGUCAACUGUAUUUGAUCAGGUAAAAAUUUCAUUGAAACCCAAGGUGCUGCAGAUGCUGGAUGACAGACGAAAACAAUUACAGAUAACUGUCACUCAAACAACAUUAGAACAACAGACAUUAACUGUUCGAGUGUUAAGUAGUCUGGCUAUGGCAGCAGUAGUACUGUCUGUUUUUCCUGAGAAAUUAAAUCCUGUUGUACGGCCAUUGAUGGACUGUAUCAAGAAGGAAGACAAUCGAAAUAUCCAGGCAGAAGCAGCCAAGUCUUUAGCCAGAAUGAUUGAGUUUGUUCUUGAGAAGAAUCCUAACCCUAUUUCUAAAAUAAUUAAAAAUCUAUGUAAUUUCUUAUGCUGUGAUUCAUCUUAUACUCCAUUAGUACACCAACCUAUAGCAGUCAAGACAACAGAAAAUCAGCCACAUGAAGUAACCUGUGAUAUAAAUACUGGUAUUUUAACAUUAAGUAAUUUACAGAAGGCUCCCGAAAAGAAUAGAAAAUGGUUACGUAGAAGUUUAAGUAUUAAAUCAGCAGACGUUGAUGUACCUAGUGAAUUAUUACAAGAAGAUUCUGAGGUUCAACAGAUGUUAAAGAUACAGCGACGGGGUGCUGAUGUAGCAUUAUCUACUAUAUGUGCUUAUUUUAGUGAUAAAAUGCAGACUAAAGUACCAGUAUUGUGGGAAUGUUGUAUAAAUCAACUAUUAACUGUACAGGAUACCAAUAAAAAUUCAGAUGAUGAAAAUUUGUCUCAAGAACUAGUAAACUCAUUGCAAGUUUUAGAAACUGUUAGUUCUUCUUUUCAUUCCACAGUAUUAGCUCAGGUUAUAGCAAAACUUCCAUUGUUAUCAGUUUGUUUACAACAUAAAUAUACAGCUGUACGACAUAUUGCAGCUAGAUGUAUAGCUACAUUAUGUCAACUCCAAACACAUCAUACUAUGCAUUUUAUUAUAGAAACUAUUAUACCCAUGUUAGCAUCUACAGACAGUGAAAUAAAACGCCAGGGUGCCUCCGAAGCUCUAGCAAAUAUAAUAGAGUUAUUAGGUAUAGAUAUAUUACCAUAUAUAGUAUUACUAGUUGUACCUAUAUUAGGUUGUAUGUGUGAUCAAAAUGAAGCCGUUAGAUUAAUGGCUACUCAUUGUUUCGCUAAUAUGAUACGUCUCCUGCCAUUAGAGGCUGGUAUACCAGAUCCACCUGAAAUGAAUGCUGAAAUGAUAGAAAGAAAAGAGAAACAGAGAGAGUUUUUAGAGCAAUUAUUAGAUGGUUCUAAGAUUGAGUGUUAUAAAAUAACAGUUGAUAUUAAAGCUGAAUUACGUAAAUAUCAACAAGAUGGUGUUAAUUGGUUAGGUUUUCUAAAUAAAUAUAAAUUACAUGGUAUAUUAUGUGAUGAUAUGGGUUUAGGCAAAACACUACAAUCUAUAUGUAUACUAGCUACAGAUCAUUAUCACCGUGACACAAAACAUAAGGUUAGUUCCAUUUAUUUUUAUUCUGUGUCUUCUCAAAUGGAUCAGUUACAGAAGAAAUUAUCGAGAGCUGUGAAACAGUUGACCUGUAAUCAUAGAUUAAUAUUAUCAGGAACUCCCAUACAGAACAAUGUCUUAGAUCUGUGGUCUCUAUUUGACUUCUUGAUGCCAGGAUUUCUUGGCACUGAGAAACAAUUCCAAGCUCGUUAUGGUAAACCUAUCAUACAGAGUCGAGAUGCUAAAAGUACAACAAAAGAUCAGGAAGCUGGUGCCUUAGCUAUGGAAGCUUUACAUAGACAAGUUUUACCAUUUGUGCUGCGUAGGUUAAAAGAAGAUGUUUUACAAGAUUUACCACCCAAAAUUAUACAAGAUUAUUAUUGUGAUCUAAGUCCACUACAGGUUGAACUGUAUGAAGAUUUUGCAAGAUCUCGUGCUAGAAAUGAUAUAGAUGAAACAGUUACUUCUCAAGAUGGAAAAGAGAAGAAAAGUCAGGCACCUACUCACAUAUUCCAGACAAUUAUUAAAUGA